GCUUGAAGAGACUGGCGCGUCGGAAUCUGGAGGGCUUGGAUCUCGGGUAGGUUGCGCCGAAUCGAACGCGACUUUACGACUCCAGAAGCUCAUUCUUUAGCAUCUUUUCCGUUCCCUGGGCCACCCUCACUGGCUCCCUCGAUACCGUUGCAGAUGCCCACUCUUCCCUCGCAACCAAGAUCGAGGUGGAUGUCGAGCGACCGUUGCGCGAGUUCGCUUCGACGAGUCGAGACAUGAGCAAUGUGACGAGCGCGCAAGGUAACCUAGCAGCACUGGCGAAGGAUGUAGACAAGGCUCAGCAAAAGACCGACAAGCUGCAUGGGAGGGGCGAUAGGGCGGAAGCGGGAAGAGUGGCCAACGCGACGACCGAUCUCGACUCGGCUCAAUCGUCCUGGGAUUCGCAGGCGCCUUACAUCUUCGAAAGCCUGCAGACAUUGGACGAGACGAGGGUGGGCCUGCUUCGAGAUGCAUUUACUCAAUACCAGACACACGAGAUGGAUCAACUGGAAAAGAGUCGCGUCGCCGGCGAGCAGUGUCUCAACGUGCUCCUCAACGUGGAGACCGCGGACGAAAUCAAGACGUUUGCCCUUAAAGCAGUCCAGUCACAACCUCCCCAAGCGAGAGCCGCUCCCCGGAGUAGCGCCCCCUACGCCACCCCAACUCGAACUAGCAGCGCAGCCAACGCUCUGGCGCCAACGACUUCUCGCUCAGAGGAAGACCUACCACGAGAGCGGCAAGACUCGACGGACGUGAAGCAAAAGAAAGGUUUCUCCAAGGGUUUGAGGAGAUUGGGCACGGUAGUUUCCCGCAGAAGGGAGAGUAAAAUGCCCUCGAAUCUUUCCUCUACCCCCGAGACGUCCGAAAGUCGACCUUCUGCAUGGGCCGGGCUGGGAGGCAGCAGGCUCGGCAGGUCAAGCGGAAACACGCCGACAUUGUCAUCGCUGCAGGAAGGGUCGCCGCAGCAGCGCCCUGGCAUGCCCGCACAGCUGGGCAGUGAGAUCUUCAACUCUCCCUCCGAAGUCAGAGCAGACCGGGCCACUCCUCCUACUAGCGCGCGAGACAUUGGAUCCUUGCCGCAAAUCAAUGGCGAUCCAUUCCGAGUUUCAACCAUCAUGGGCGCAUCGAGCAAUUUCCCGAACGGAAGCCAUCAGAACGACUUGACCGAUCUGGAUCCGCCGAAGCCGGUUCACGCGCAGAGGAACGAGUCGCUGAGGGCUCUGGAGGGGCAGACGGAUAGCGAAGGCUACUCCGUCCCGCCGUCGAAUCUUGAUCCAAUCUCCCAAGCGCAGCAAGAAGCUGCCUUUGCUGAUGAGGGCGCUCCUCCUGCGUUGAAUUUGAAUAUCCGCGACGCGCCGCUUCCUGAGAGCUCUGCUGGUGGUGCAGACUUUACGAGCGCGGCUCAAAGACUGCAAGCGCCGCCUCCCUCGACGAAGCGGACCAGCACCAUCCGAGGCCGCCGGACAGACCGUAGCAGCACCAUCCCUAACAGUGCCGUUGUUCCAGAGGAGCAGUUCACUCCCGAAGCCAUCCCCCAGUUUUCGCAGUCUGCGAGCCGCGAGAUCUCAAACUCGCCGAUCACGUCGCCUACGGCUCAAACCACUCUGCCGACAAAUGUCGCCGAUUCUGGUCUCUCCUUGUCUCCAGCCACAACCCUGACCGGCGGUGUAGCAGCCGCGUCUGCUGCUGCAUUCUCAUCGUUCACUCCAACCGCCGAAUCGAGUAAUCCCUUGUCCCCCGUCUCGCGGUCUGGGACUGGCCUUGAUCAGCUUCGCGGGGACAAUCGAUCCAUUCGAUCUGCCGCUACGUCGGGCAGCUUGGCCCUCCUGAAACACCCCGAGUUGACGGAACCAGGACUCAACUCAUCCAUCGUCGAGACCGUUGGCGCCCGCUUCGAAAACGGCCAGCUCAUCAGCUCCUCGCUCAUCGGCGAAAUCGCACUCGCAUACAACGCCACCGACUCGUCAGCCCCUCCCAGCACCGAAACCAUCCGCCUCGACAACUUCUCCAGCCUGGAAAAAGUGGCGCCAAACCCCGCCUUCGUGGCCGCAACACCCGACCGCAGCGGCGAAUACACCGUCGACCUCUCCAGUCUCCCGAGGACGCAAGUAGCCUUCAAAUACCAAAUCCGCGUCGACGCCGACACCGCGCCCGCGCCGCUGCUCAUCAAACCCGCCCUCCGCGUCGAAGCAACGCAAUGCUCCGUCAUCGUCAGCUACGCCCUCAACCCAUCCUUCAACCUGCAAGGCCAAGAGAGCAUCACGCUCUCGAACGUCAUGCUGGCGCUUACGAUCGAAGGCUCCAAAGCGACAGGCUGCCAAUCGAAGCCGGUGGGCAGUUUCAUCCGCGACAAGAGUCUCAUCUACUGGCAGCUGGGCGACGUCACGUUGUCCCACGGAGCAGGCUCGGAGAAACUCCUCGCCCGCUUUGCUACGGAGGCCGAGGCGACGGGCGCGAGCGUCGAGGCUAGAUGGGAAGUCACUGGCUCCUCUGGCAGCUCGCUGGCGGCUUGGGGUAGCGCGUUGGGCGUUAGCAUGCUGAGUUCGUCUGCGGAUCCGUUUGCGGAUGCGGACGAACAUGCGCACGCGGGUGGGUGGAAGGGGGUGCAGGGGGUGCGGAAGCUGGUGAGCGGGAGCUACGUUGCGAAGUAAGUAGGAAGAGGGUAGACAGUUGGAGAAAAGUUUGGAUAGUGGUGCGUGCUGGGCUAGAUGGCCGUGAUGGGAGGUGAUUGCUGGAUACCCGAUCUACGUUUGCUGUAUAGCCUCUCACAUCUCGCAGUAAUUACAUUGUUUGUGGGUGUUUGUUGGAUUGAUUCACUCGUUUCAUCACAGCGGGCCUGUGACCUCCUUCUGACUCUGCUUGAUAUGCCAAACGCUAGAACUUUGUGAUAGUAUACAGUCUGUAUCGAUCAAUCGACCUUGAGCGAGCCAUAGAUGCGAUGCACAAACACCCACGACGCCACGAAUCCAAUCGUGCCU
Neohortaea acidophila is the source of this 2975-nucleotide messenger RNA. RefSeq names its product Muniscin C-terminal mu homology domain-containing protein. Lineage: Eukaryota; Fungi; Ascomycota; Dothideomycetes; Mycosphaerellales; Teratosphaeriaceae. The transcript has 2 exons. The coding region runs from base 234 to 2648 and encodes 804 amino acids. The record is from RefSeq and is a predicted model, not a curated record.